Messenger RNA from Larimichthys crocea (large yellow croaker), 4362 nucleotides. It is a transcript of the gene pign, whose product is annotated as phosphatidylinositol glycan anchor biosynthesis, class N. Gene Ontology annotation, biological process: GPI anchor biosynthetic process. The transcript is spliced from 29 exons. Bases 299 to 3100 code for a protein of 933 amino acids. The record is from RefSeq and is a predicted model, not a curated record. NCBI's taxonomy places the organism in Eukaryota, Metazoa, Chordata, Actinopteri, Sciaenidae. Gene Ontology annotation, molecular function: mannose-ethanolamine phosphotransferase activity. Gene Ontology annotation, cellular component: endoplasmic reticulum membrane.
AAGUGGAUGCUCAUGGUACCUGAAUUUCUUGUACUAAUCUUCUUAAGACAGAGGGACAGUUGGUUUUGUAAAAGACCGUACUUAAAGAUUACGUUGAUCUUGUUUCGUACGACAAAGCCCUGAGCUGUCUGCUUCUCUAGACGUGUAAUUGGUCAUCUACAAAGAUAAAAAUGGAAGCUAAAUCUUGGUGAAUGAGUGUGUAGAUAGUCCUGCUUUCCCAUUCAUUAAUCAGUGAGACAGUGUAUGGGCAGAUUACGCUGACGUUACAUACAGGCACCGCACAGUAUUGCCACUCAAAAUGAGGAUGAUCACCUUCUUCCUGGUUGGACUGACGGUCCAUGUAGUCUUCUUCUUCUCUAUCUUUGACAUCUACUUCACCUCUCCCCUGGUCCACGGCAUGACACCUCAGAACACACCGCUGACACCUCCUGCCUCCAGACUGGUGUUAUUCGUGGGCGAUGGUCUCAGGGCGGACAGUCUCUUCACACUCCUGCAAAACGGCUCAUCCAGGGCCCCGUAUUUGAGGAGUGUGAUAGAGGAGAAAGGUACUUGGGGUGUGUCACACACACAUGUGCCCACCGAGUCUCGUCCCGGUCAUGUUGCUCUCAUUGCUGGCUUCUAUGAGGAUGUCAGUGCUGUUGCUAAAGGGUGGAAAGAGAAUCCUGUUGAAUUUGACUCUGUGUUUAAUGAGAGCAGACACACCUGGUGCUGGGGCAGUCCUGAUAUUCUGCCCAUGUUUGCCAAAGGUGCCAGUGGAGACCAUGUGUAUACCCACACAUAUCCGGCAGAGGAGGAGGACUUUGCCUCUACAGAUGCCUCCAGGCUGGACAGCUGGGUGUUCACUCAAGUCAAAUCAUUCUUUCAGUCAGCCAAGUCUAACUCCAGUUUGAGGGCCAGUCUGCUCGAAGAUAAGAAUGUCCUCUUCCUGCAUUUGCUGGGCAUCGACACAAAUGGACAUGCUCACAGACCAAUGUCGCAGGAAUACCUGGACAAUAUUGCUCUUGUAGAUACUGGUGUAGCCGAGCUGGUGUCUAUAGUAGAGGACUUCUUUGGUCAUGAUGGCAGAACAGCCUAUGUCUUCACUUCUGAUCAUGGCAUGACAAACUGGGGUUCACACGGUGCAGGCCAUCCCUCUGAGACACUCACUCCUUUAGUGGCGUGGGGAGCUGGAGUUCAGAAAGCCCACAGAGUGACUGAACCCCAACCAUAUGAUGAUGGGUACCUACAAGAUUGGAAACUUGAGCACCUUCGUAGGGUUGAUGUCAAUCAGGCAGACAUUGCGACCCUCAUGGCUUCUCUCAUUGGUGUGCCCAUUCCUGUUAACUCUGUUGGUGUGUUACCUCUUCUCUACCUUAACAACACUGACCAGUUCAAGGCAGAGAGCCUUUACGCUAAUGCUAUUCAAAUACUAGAGCAGUUCAAGAUGAAAAUGAUCCAGAAAAAGGAGACAACCCUGUCUUUUCUCUUCACCCCAUAUCAACUAUUGACUGAGUCAAAACAAGCAGAAUUCACCCACAAGGCCAGAAUACUGAUUCAGCUGGAGAAGUAUGAGGAUGCUAUCUCUCUGUGCCAGUCUCUGAUAUCCCAUGCUCUGGAGGGCCUGGUCUACUACCAUACCUAUGACAGGUUCUUCCUGGGUUGCAGUGUGGUGCUAGGAUUUGUGGGCUGGACCUCAUAUGUUAUCCUAAUAAUACUGAAGACUCAUGCCAGCCUCAAUAGGCAUCCUGGUCUCCUCAAACAGAUUCCUAGCCAUACCCUGGAAAGGCUUUGUGUAUGUGCGGCAGUGGUGAUCACUGUGUUCCUGCUUAUCCAAAGGAGCCCUGUUACCUACUAUAUUUACUGCCUUCUGCCUGUCCCUGUAUGGUACUCUGUCCUCAAAGAGUUUGGAACUCUAACAGAUUUGAUUCACUCAGCUCCCUCUUUGCCACUCUGGAAAUGUUUUGGCUAUUUUAUUCUGGUGGCGUUUGGAGUCGAGCUACUGGUGGUGAGUUUCUUCCAUCGCGCCAUGCUGACUGUGGGCCUGGCUGUCCUUUCUUUCUGGCCGUUCUUGUCAGGAAUUUUUGGCAAGGCCAAGUUCCGUUCAGUGAGCUGGUUUUUGGGCUGUCUGUGUUUGGCUACUUUUCCCCUGAUGCCUGUUGUGGGUAGAGAGCCUAACAUACAUCUGGUUACCUGUGCCGGUCUACUCACGCUCUUCACUUCAGCCUGUUACUUGUGGUCAUCACGACAGAGAGCACCACUUCACCUCAGUGACAGGCAGCAGUUUGUCAUGCAGAUGCUCCACGUGACAGUGUGUGCCUACGUGCCAUAUCUCACACACUCCAGCCUGCAGCAGAAACAGGGCCUGCCACUUCUUAAUCAGAUCAUCAGCUGGACCACAUUAGCAUCUUCUAUGGUGGUUCCAUUGCUUAGCUCCACACGAAUUUUCCACCGACUUCUCAGCAUAUUCCUCUCUCUCACUGCCACGUACCUACUGCUCAGCACCGGGUCAGAGGCCUUGUUUCCGCCAGUGUUAUCUUGGUUGAUGUUUGUGUGGAUCAACAUUGAACAGGAAGCUAUGCUCGCUCAGGGUGUCUCUGGCAGACAAGAGCUCUCCACUAUCGAUUUCUCUGCAAACAUCGACAUCACCAAGAUCCGACAGCUCAAGUUGGAUGACAUCAGAAGAUCUUAUUUUUUCGUAUUUUUUAUAAUAACAGCUUUCUUCGGAACAGGGAACAUAGCUUCCAUUAACAGUUUUGACCCAGCUUCUGUUUAUUGUUUCCUCACUGUCUUCAACCCCUUCAUCAUGGGAGGCCUGAUGAUGUGGAAGGUUAUCAUUCCAUUCAUAAUAGUAAUGUGUUCAUUUGAGACCAUCCAAGUUGCAACACAGCUCUCAUCAAGAAGUUUGUUCCUCAUUGUCCUAGUCAUCUCAGACCUGAUGGCUCUGCACUUUUUCUUCCUGGUGCAGGACUACGGCAGCUGGUUGGACAUUGGCACAAGCAUUAGUCAUUACGUGAUAGUAAUGUCAAUGACCAUCUUCCUGAUGCUGCUCAGUGUGGUUACACACAUCUUCACCUCAAAAAGACUCCUCCUGUGGAGGAAACCCAAGAUGCACUUCCCCUAGCAAAACAAAAACAUUUGUAUGUGUGCUCAUGCACAAAAUAAAACAAAUAUUUAUUUUACUUUUUUUUUUAAUUGUCAUAUAGCAUUUGCCUUAUCAAAUCAGGGUUUGUUCAUAUAAGAUAUGGGAUAUUCUUUUAGGACUCACUUUACUCUAUAGUAUUGUGCAAAACUGUUCUUAUUAGUCAGCUACUUUAAGGAACUGCUUUAAAAAUGUACCACAUGACUACCUGAAAAUUACAUGACAUUUUACAUGACAUGACACGACAUAACAUAACUGUGUUAAAUUUACAUUCUCAAUACUUAGUUCUUCUUCUCAGUUGUCCUCCUUGUCGUAAGGAUCCUUGCUCUAGGUAGGGUGUUUCCCACCGUAGUUUCCCCCGUCUUCUCAACUUAUAAGAAGACAAGGGACGGCAACUACAAGGGGCGCUAGAUACCACUAAAUCCUGUACGCUUCUCCUUUAUUGCUUGCUUGGUUUUACUUCAGUGUAACAGUGUGAUUUUUAAGUAAUACAUGUUUAUCAAGCUUUUCCUCAGUGAUAAAUACUGUGUAGAUUGGACAUUUUCCAGAGUGGUCCAAGUACUGUUUGCACUGUAUUCUUUGGUACACCGUGUCUCUGUUUGGCAUUGGCAUUGUUUUUGCAUUAAUCAUUGAUGAAUUGACUAAGGCUUCUUGAAUAUUUGAACGUGAGUUAUGCCUUUGCCAAGGGUGCUGAUUUAUGAUCCACCACCCAAAGCAUUGUACUUGAUGACUCUUUACGUAUGUCACACUACUACUUCCUGUAAAGCUGCCUAAAACUUAUCCUUGUUAAGAAGGCAAAGGGAUGUUAUUUUAAUUUAUUGUGAUUUACUGUGACACUGUCCCAAUAAACUGAAGGAGUUGAAUGGAAACAGGGACUUGUGUGUUGUACAACUGCAGCCGUAAACAGAUUUUAACCAGAUGCCAGCGUAGUUGCUGUGCUUCCAUUCGUGCAUCAGGGUAUCUACAGCCAUGGCCUAGGCUUAGAAAAUCUAGAUGGGGAAAAAAUAAAAACGAAAGGACCUUAAACAGCUGCAGUCCAGGUGCACUUGAAAAGUUUCUUUAGCCCCCAAUAGAGCUUGAGUACCCAGCACUAGGAUUCUGAUUGCAUUUGGAAACUCCUUGUUAAAUGUCACUAAGAUGUAUAAUUGUAGCUAAGAAUGUUACAAUGUGCUGCUAUGUAUGGUUUCCUUGGGCAAAGAAAACAAAAUAAAAACAAUAACUUGUUCUAAUGUGUGACAUUGUUU